ACUUCUGGGAUUUGUGGUCCCGGAGAAGGGAUUGGCGGAGGGGAAAGACUGAGUCGUCUUUCCUUUGCCCGCUUGUGUGGACUGUUCGAACGCCCAGGGGUGGGCCAAACCCGUUUCUUAGGAAACCAGGGAUCCAGGGCAGGCAGAAUGGCUUCCUUUGGGUGGAAGAGGAAAAUUGGUGAGAAGGUCUCAAAGGUCACUUCCCAGCAGUUUGAAGCUGAAGCUGCUGAUGAGAAGGAUGUAGUUGACAACGAUGAAGGGAACUGGCUUCAUGCCAUUAAACGUAGGAAAGAAACUCUUCUUGAAGGCUGUGCUGAGAAAAGUAAACAGCUGAAGGAUGAAGGAGCCAGUUUGGCUGAAAAUAAAAGAUAUCGGGAGGCAAUUCAGAAGUGGGAUGAAGCACUACAGUUAACUCCAAAUGAUGCUACCCUAUACGAGAUGAAAUCACAGGUGCUAAUGUCUCUUCAUGAAAUGUUCCCAGCAGUACAUGCAGCAGAAAUGGCCGUCCAGCGAAAUCCACAUUCUUGGGAGUCUUGGCAGACUUUGGGACGUGCUCAACUUGGUUUAGGAGAGAUAAUCCUGGCAAUUCGAAGUUUUCAAGUAGCCCUUCACAUCUAUCCAAUGAACCCUGAAAUAUGGAAAGAAGACCUCUCUUGGGCAAGGACGCUCCAGGAGCAGCAGAAGGUAGCACAGAGGAUUAAAAAAAGUGAAGCACCAGCUGAAGUAACACACUUUUCACCAAAGUCAAUUCCAGACUAUGACUUUGAAAGUGAUGAGAUUGUUGCUGUUUGUGCGGCUAUUGCUGAGAAAGAGAAGACAGUUUCAGCAAAUAAAACAAUGGUUAUUGUAUCUGCUUCUGGGGCCGUAGAGACUGUAACUGAAAAGGAGGAUGGUGCUACGCCACCAGAUGGCUCUGUUUUUAUAAAAGCCCGAUGAAGCAGUAUGCAUAGGAUUAUUUGAAUCUGUCUUUUUGAUUGCUUCUUGAAGUUUUGACAUAGAGACAUUUACUCUGGAGAUAGAUAGGAGAACUCCUAGUUGUAAAAUAUGUUUUUCAGAUGAGGCAUAUACAAACUAAAAUGGCAGGAUUAUUGUAUAGUGUUUGGAAUAUGCUUUGAUAAGUUAUGAUUCAUAUUUCUCAAGGUUAAAAUUCUGAGUAAAAUGGUCUGAUUAAUAAACUUAGUUUAAUCUGAUAUGUAAAUGAAUACAUUUUAAAGACAAAACUUGAAAGUGUAUUCUUGAAUAGUGAAUAAUUUGAUCAAUGUUACUGAAAUGCUGUCUCAACUUUUGUUUUAUGACAAAGGAAGUGUGUGCUUUCCCUCCCUCUGAGAAAUAUACUGCGCUUAUUAUUUGCUGUCUUUUUCUUGCUUCAUUAGAGUAAGUCUGUCAGAAAGCUUGAAUAUUUUUGACAUUCAUUUUGAUUCAAAGUUGUCAUUUGGUUAUAUGUGGAAUCUUCGAAAGUUUGGCUGAAAAUGCAUGCAAAUGUGUACAUUCUGAACAUUUUCUGAAGUUUCUCUUAAUUCUGAUUUGUGUUUCUGUUUUGACUUUGAAGUUAUAACAAUGAUAGUUGUCUCCUUCAGUAUUUGGUAAAAGUGUGAAGUAUUGAUAAAUAUGAAAAUGAUGGUUUUAUUUUUUAAUUGUUACAGUAAGUAAUCCCUACCACAAAUGAGUCAUUUUUAAAAUAUGCAUUUUUAAGUGAAUGGCUUUUACAGAUAGGUUAAUGACAAUUGUACUGCUAUAUUAUCCCAGUCAAAACCAAUACUUUCUUUUCUUUAUUUUACAAAGCUUUAAAAACCCUGGAAAUGACUUACUUCUUGCUUGUAUCUUUCCAUUUGAUGACUGGGAAUUACUUUUCUAGAUAACUUUUUUUGAAACUACUCAGUGAAAUGAAAAAUAAUUACGAUUUUAAAUAGCUAAUUAUAUCUUUCUAAAAAUAAAAAAGUAGGGCUGUUAUUAGAGUGCCAAUGAAUAAAUAACUUAAGCAUCAAAUACAUAGAAAAUGGAAUGUGAUUUAUGGUACAAUCUCAUGAGUAUGAAAAGGCUAUAUUAAAAAAUAUUUUAUUGAAAGUCCACAGUCACAUUCACAAACCAAUACCGUCAUUGCUAAUCUGAACUAUUAUUUUUAUACUAUAUAUUGUAGUAUAAUAAUAUAGAACUGUUGGGUUCUGUUACUUCUGACACUCAGGAAGAUACUAUUGGUGUAUUAAUUUUAUCUUUGUUAGAGAUGAAAGUAGCCCACUUUAUGUUAAAGAUCUUACUACUGUUGGAGCAUAUAAGUAAUGAUCUACAUUUUUUAUGAAGAUGGUUUUUAAAACUUUUGUUUUAUUGGAAUGCAUAUCUCUUUUCAGAGUUGGAGAAAUUAGCACUUGCCUUGAAAAGAAUAUUCUUUCCUUAAGUUACAUCAUCAGAAAAUUAGCUCUGGUUAGAGAGGUUAGUUUCAGAGUGCUCCAAAAAAUAUGUUAAUUAUUUUAUUUUGUUUAAUAAAGAACAGUCUCAAAACAUAAAUAGGUAUCUAGAGAAGUGAGUACUCAACAUUUGGUAUAUUGUUUUGAGUAAUGGAUGUUUGUUUAUUGUGUAAUUUGUGAAUAAAUAGUUUUUUCCUGCAUUUUGAAGAUUUUCCUAUUAUUUUGUAUUGUUAGCUUUUGAAAAAUUAGAUUGAUCUACUUAAUGUCUUUCUUAUAUGAACAUAAUAUAUUUAAAGUACCUUGCAUGGUGCCUCACACAUGAAGUAAUGCUAGCUAUUUCAGUAAAUGCUAGCUAUUUCUAUGAAGAACUUGAGUUAAUUUGGAGAUAUUUAACCUCGAUUUCCUCUGAUUUUAAAAAAGGAGAACUUUUUUUGUAAUCCUUUCCUUAUCUGAAAGUAAGAAGUCUCUGCUUCCAGUAUUAUAGGAGAGAUGUGGGAUUUUUCUUGACAGGGUCUAUAGCUCAAGCCCCAAAGAGGCAAGACUCAGGAUGGAAUGCAUGUGGCCACUAGGCCCUGUUAGAAGAACCUAGUGUUUCCUCUAUGUUGGCAUGGUAGGCCAAGUUAGUCUCUUUCUUACCCAGAUAUAAGACAUAAAAUAGUUUAGACAUAAGAUAGAGGAGAAAAAGAAACAGUAAGUUAUGGAGAAGGAAGGCAGCUCAUUUCUGCAGACCCCCCAAAAUGCUUAUUUUAGCUCAUACCCUUCUAUGCAUGAAGAGAAAAAUGCACCCAUUAUUUUACAAGGAUGUGAAUGCUGAUACACAAACAUUGACUAAGCUUGUUAAUUUUAAUAAAUCUUUAUGAAUGUGAAGAGAAAUAAUUGAUAUUCAUGAUAGUGAUAUGGAUGUUUAAUAUACUUUCUGAAAUAACACUGUUUACUGUUCAAGUUAUAUUGACUAUAAUUUACAUUAUUCUUGUUUGAGAAUUGUAUGGCAUAGACACUCGUUAGUCAGAGUGUCUAGACAUCCAGACCAUGCCUGAUAACACAAGAAUCAUAUAUCAUUCUCUAGAAAACAGGCUGUUUGGUUAUAGAGUAUUUAUCUUAAAUAUAUUAACAGACACUACAUAAAUAUUGAAAAGCCAUCCAAGUUAUAGAUCACAGGAGCCAGGUCUACUGCAACAUACAAAAUUUUAUGGCAGUGGUUUCAGUAUGACAAUCUUUUGAAUUGAUACCGUAUGGUAAAACUAUAAAGAUUUUUUAAAAGCUCUGUCUCAGCUAGAAUUUUUAUGAUUAUAACUGAUCAGUACAGCCCUUUUAGUUGUUUGAAAAUUACAUAAUGAUUCAAAGGCUUGUUUCACUGGACCAGCCAUUCUGAGCUAUGAUUUCAUGAUACAUGUAUUAAUAUCUAAAUGAGUUGUGAGUUGACAUAAGAACCAUAGUUCCAUAAUAAUUAUCUUCAAAUCAAUGGAUAUCUUAAAUGUGUUUUUUUCUUCCUUAGAGAUUAUUAUUAAACUGAUGUAUUUGAUAAUAAAGAAUUUUGGGACUGAGAAAGUAAGUUUUUCUUAUCAAUAAUAAGAUAUUGAAAUAUAUAAAUUAUAAAACAGAAAUAAAAUGAAAUAAAGGAGGUUAUCCCUAAAGUCAUAUUUACCUUAGUCACUUGCAAUUAAAUAUGGUUACUUUGGAAGAAGUGUGGCCCUAAAGCUAGUGUAACAUGAAUCAUGCCCUAAUAUGCAUUAUAUAUGAACUACUUUGGUGAGAAGGCAGCGGCGGGGGAGGAUGGCUUCCUCUCACAGUGCUUCUUAGGCUAUCCAUUUACCAAGGAAUUCUAAUCUCUUCCUCUCACUUCACCAGGAAAGGAGGGAGUUUAAGAUGUAGAACUGGGCAUGCUAGCCUCUUUUUUCCCUUUUGUGGAUUUGUCAUAACUGCAGAGAGCCUAUGUUGUGGUCUCUUGCCAGCCACAUUGUGAAUCUUGCAGUGAAAGUUCUUUGCCUCUGCAAAGGGAGAUCUGUGCUUGUGCAGAACUGCCCAUGCCUUAGUAAGCAGGUCUGUCUAAUUCUGAGUUCAAUGUCUGGUGGCUAUUGUUGGCAUAAACUUAAAGUACAUGCUCCAACCUAGCCUUUUUCAGCAAUAAACUUAAUAUAUUGAAUCUCCAUCUGUCUGUGUCUCAAGUGGUUCAGAGGUCAGGAGAGGACAGGGACAUUAUUUUAUGACUCCCUCAGACUUUAACAAAGACUAGUGCAGAUUAUAUUUUGAAGUAAGCAUGAGACAUUAAAAACCACAUGUGGGAAUUCUUUCCUAAUUUUAGAUUUUUUUUUAAAUAAUGGAAAUUCUAUUGAAAUUGAGUAGUAUUAAUUACAAGGCAACAGGUAAACAUUUGUUCAGGAUAUUUAAAAGGUCUGCUGAGUUGGAAUUGUGACAGACCACAUUGUUGACUCUAGAUUGAAUUGGAAGGGGAGAAUGUGAAAUGAAUUAGGAUAUCCUCUGUUCACCUCUAUUAACUUUCUUAAAUGAGUAUAACUUAGAAAUAAUAAAAUGCAAGUAUUUUAACAUUAUAGUUGGGAGAGUUUUGACAAAUGUAAACACCCACUUCACCACUACCAUCCUGAUACAGUGUGUGUCCAUCACCCAAAAAGUUCUCUAAAGCCCUUUUGCAGUCAGUUCCCCUCCACCUCAACAGCCAUCCCUAGUCAACUACUUAUCUGCUUUCUGUGGCUAUACGUUAGAUUUGACUUCAGAAUUCUAGAGUUUGAAAUAAAUAGGCCGUAUAAUAUGCACUCUUUCUGUGUCUGACUUUUUUUUUUUGCCAGGCAUAAUGCUUUUGAAACCCAUCCAUGUUAAGAUUCAUCCAUGUUAUUGUGUAUAUCAGUAAUAAGUUCCUUUUUAUUGCUGAAUAGUAUUCUAGUAUAGAGAUAUACCACAAUUUGUUUAGCUGUUCACCUAUUGAUGGACAUUUAGGUUGUUUCAAGUUUUGAUCUAUUAUGAAUAAAGCUGCUAUAUAUAUAAAUCACAA
This is a messenger RNA of Nomascus leucogenys (northern white-cheeked gibbon), 5409 nucleotides long. RefSeq names its product tetratricopeptide repeat domain 33 (gene TTC33). The record is from RefSeq and is a predicted model, not a curated record. Lineage: Eukaryota; Metazoa; Chordata; Mammalia; Primates; Hylobatidae. Gene Ontology annotation, molecular function: protein binding.